UGAUUACAGGCCUGUGAGAAAGUUGGCAUCCAGAUCCCUCGGUUUUGUUACCAUGACAGAUUGUCUGUUGCUGGGAAUUGUCGAAUGUGCCUGGUGGAAAUCGAAAAAGCUCCUAAGCCUGUAGCUGCCUGUGCUAUGCCUGUGAUGAAAGGGUGGAAUAUUCUUACCAACUCAGAGAAAAGCAAGAAAGCCAGGGAAGGUGUGAUGGAGUUUCUGCUGGCUAAUCACCCAUUGGAUUGUCCCAUUUGUGAUCAAGGAGGGGAAUGUGAUCUCCAGGAUCAGUCAAUGAUGUUCGGCAGUGACCGAAGCAGAUUUACAGAGGGCAAGAGAGCUGUAGAGGAUAAAAACAUUGGACCUCUUGUGAAAACAAUAAUGACGAGGUGUAUCCACUGCACACGCUGUAUCAGGUUUGCCAGUGAGGUAGCAGGAGUGGAUGACCUGGGCACCACAGGAAGAGGAAAUGAGAUGCAAGUUGGCACAUAUAUCGAGAAAAUGUUCAUGUCUGAAAUGUCAGGAAACAUCAUUGAUCUUUGCCCUGUCGGAGCUUUGACAUCUAAACCUUAUGCCUUUACAUCCAGACCUUGGGAGACCAGGAAGACAGAGUCCAUUGAUGUGAUGGAUGCUAUUGGAAGUAAUAUCGUCGUGAGCACCCGGACUGGAGAAGUGAUGAGAAUCCUGCCAAGGUUAAAUGAGGAUGUGAAUGAGGAGUGGAUCUCUGAUAAAACCAGGUUUGCAUAUGACGGCCUUAAGCGUCAGCGCUUAAUUGUUCCCAUGGUUAGGGGUUCGAAGGGGCAGCUGGUGUCUGCAUCCUGGGAGGAGGCAUUAACACAGAUUGCUGAAGUGUUGCAGGGAGUACAGGAUAAAGGUGUGGCCGCCAUUGCUGGAGGAAUGGCUGACGCUGAGGCUCUUGUGGCCCUGAAGGACAUGAUCAACAGGUUAAACAGUGAUGCAUUGUGCACAGAGGAGAUCUUCCCAAUGGCUGGAGCUGGUACUGAUUUGCGCUCCAAUUAUCUCCUGAAUACCAAAAUUUCUGGAGUAGAGGAGGCUGACGUUUUGCUGCUGGUCGGCACCAACCCACGCUAUGAAGCCCCACUUUUCAAUGUUCGAGUCAGAAAAAGCUGGCUGCACAAUGAUCUCCAAGUGGCUUUAGUUGGGACCAACGUGGAUUUGAGCUACAGCUACAAUCACCUUGGAGACUCUCCACAGGUGUUACAGGAGAUUGCUUCAGGAAAGCACCCUUUCAGCCAGGUCCUGAGUAAAGCGAAGAAGCCCAUGGUGGUGGUGGGCAGUUCAAUUCUUCAGCGGAGUGACAGUGCAGCAAUACAUGCCGCUGUCAGCACCAUUGCACAGAAUGCCCGAGCAGGCAGUGAAGUUGGAGAUGACUGGAAAGUUUUAAACGUCCUUCAGAGGGUAGCCAGCCAAGUAGCCGCUCUGGAUUUGGGAUACAAAGCUGGUGUUGACUUUAUCCGGAAAAAUCCCCCCAAAGUACUAUUCCUUCUUGGAGCAGACAGUGGCUGCAUCACAAGACAGGACCUUCCAAAGGACUGCUUCAUCAUUUAUCAGGGACAUCAUGGAGAUGUUGGAGCCCCCAUGGCAGAUGUUGUUCUACCUGGAGCUGCUUACACAGAGAAGAAAGCAACAUAUGUCAACACAGAGGGCCGUGCCCAGCAGACCAGAGUGGCAGUAACAGCACCUGGCCUGGCCAGGGAGGAUUGGCAAAUUAUACGUGCACUUUCUGAGGUGGUUGGUGUGACACUUCCAUAUGAUACUCUGGAUGAGGUCCGUGACAGGCUGGCUGAGAUAUCGCCAAAUCUGAUCUGCUACAAUGAUGUCGAGGAGGCUAAUUUUUUCAAACAGGCAAACGAGCUCGCAAAGCUUGUGAAUCAACAAGUCUUAACUGAGCCACUUGUUCCACCUCAACUUACAAUUAAAGAUUUUUACAUGACUGAUCCAAUCAGCAGAGCCUCCCAGACGAUGGCAAAGUGUGUCAAAGCAGUUACUGAAGGAGCCGCUGCAGUUGAUGAGCCUUCCAUCUGCUAACCUCGACUGACAAAAAAGACCUCAAAAGCAUUGGUGUUGUACUUCUGUAGCUAAAUUCUGCACAAAUAUUUAUAAAGGACAAGCUUCUAAAGAAGACUGAGUUCAUGUCUGACUGCAUACUCUGAGCAUGAUUCGUGAAGUUGUAUGAUGCUCAGUGUAGAGGGAUAAGUGUGUGACACACUCCACCCAUUUACUAGCUACAUGCCAUCAUUGUAUAAUAACAUGUUAUGUUAAGUAGUAUAAAUUUCCACAUGAAAUUCAAAAGGUUUAGUGUGAUAAUUGGGCUGUGUGAUAAACUUCUGAUUAUGCUGACUUUGUGUUCAAGACACUUAUUUUUGUGUUUUAUUGCAACCUUCUCAAGGAUGACAACAGUUCUUGUAACACUGCAAUUGGAUUUUUAUGGGAAAUAAAUCUAUAUCAUGGGUGAA
This is a messenger RNA of Rhincodon typus (whale shark), 2468 nucleotides long. RefSeq names its product NADH:ubiquinone oxidoreductase core subunit S1 (gene ndufs1). Bases 85 to 2040 code for a protein of 651 amino acids. NCBI's taxonomy places the organism in Eukaryota, Metazoa, Chordata, Chondrichthyes, Orectolobiformes, Rhincodontidae. The transcript has 16 exons. Gene Ontology annotation, biological process: ATP synthesis coupled electron transport. Gene Ontology annotation, molecular function: NADH dehydrogenase (ubiquinone) activity; iron-sulfur cluster binding. Gene Ontology annotation, cellular component: membrane. The record is from RefSeq and is a predicted model, not a curated record.